This is a messenger RNA of Asparagus officinalis (garden asparagus), 2360 nucleotides long. Its product is annotated as probable amino acid permease 7. The record is from RefSeq and is a predicted model, not a curated record. NCBI's taxonomy places the organism in Eukaryota, Viridiplantae, Streptophyta, Magnoliopsida, Asparagales, Asparagaceae. Gene Ontology annotation, cellular component: plasma membrane. Bases 78 to 2060 code for a protein of 660 amino acids. The transcript has 7 exons.
UCAAAAAAAAAAAAAAGCCAAAUCACAAGAAAAACCCCAAAUUCCAAGAAUUUCCAUCAAGAAAGUAGAGUUCAGCCAUGGCAGGAGAAGGAGAAGAAGGAAGAAAAAGAGCAGCCGAAGAAGGAGAAGAAGACAAGCCAUCGGCCGAAAAGGCUAAAACAGAGAGAGCGGGCGAACGUGCAGAAAUCAACAAAGCGGCAGCAGUCACGAAUUCUGAAGAAAAUAACAUAGAAGAAGAAAGAGCAGGCAAUGUUGAAAACAAGCAGCAAUCUUCAGGCACAAUUAAUUCUCAAGAAGAAAGCGAAGGCGAGAUUGAAAAGACGACAUCGGGCACAGGUAGUUCUGAAGAGAAAAGAGCGGUCCAAGGUGAAAGCAAGUCAUCAGCCUCGGAUCUUGAAGGAGAAAGUGCAGGAGAGGAUGGAAACACGCAGUCAGGCACAGAUGAUGAUCAAGAAGAAAGCACAGUCGCAGUUCAAGGAGAAAACAGGUCAUUGGCCACAAAUUCUGAAGGAGAAACAGCGAUCGAAGGUGAAAACAUGCAGUCAGGCCUAAAUGCUCGAGAAGAACGAUCAGUCGCGGUUCAAGGCGAAAACAGGUCACUGGCCGCAAAUUCUGAAGGAGAAAGAGGCGUCCAAUGUGAAGACCCGCCAUCAGGCCGAAAUCCUCGAGAAGAAAGUGUAGUGAGAGUUGCAGACAGCACAUCGUCCAGUGAAGGGCAAGAAGAAAGAGGCGAAGGUCAAACACAGCCAUUGCUCCCAAAUAGACCAAGUCAGCAGAGCAUCAAAACUGGAACUACUUUCACUGCCAGUGCACACAUAAUAACAGCAAUGAUAGGGUCCGGGGUUCUAUCACUGGCGUGUAGUCUGACUCAGUUGGGUUGGAUUGGUGGCACUCUUUUCAUGGUUUUUGUUGCUGGAAUCACAUAUUUCCAGUCUACUGUGCUUGCUGAUUGUUACAUAUCAUCAGAUGCCCGACACCCUAUUAACAGUACAUACAUGGAUGCUGUGAGAGAAAAAUUUGGUGUGACGGCUGCCUGGGUUUGUGUGUGCUUUCAGCAAGCAUAUAUCGUUGGGACUGCAAUAGCUUACAACAUUACAUCUGCCACUAGCAUGAGGGUCUUAUGGAAAUCUUUUGGUUGGGGUUCAAAUGGAAUUACUUACUUCUUGCUGAUGUUUGGAGGUGCUCAGAUAUUUCUAUCUCAGAUAUCGGACUUUUAUAACAAUAGAUUUUUAACCUUUCUGGCUGCAAUCAUGUCCAUUGUCUACACGCUUAUUGGAAUUCUUCAGAGUUCUCUCAAAUUGAUAGCAAAUAGAAAGACACCUGCAGGAAGAAUUAGAAGGCUUUCUAUGGUUUCGUCAUCUCAAGAAGUGUGGCAGAUCGCUCAAGCACUUGGGGCCAUAUUAUUUGCCUAUCCGUUCACAACAAUUCUAUUCGAGAUUCAGGAUACUCUUAAGCCACCAGAGAACGAGAGAAUGAAGAAAGCAUCGGCUAUCUCCCUCAGCAUCACCACAGUUUUCUACAUUCUUUCUUCAUGUUUGGAAUAUGCUGCCUUUGGAAAAGACACACCAGGGAGCCUGCUUGUUGAAUUUGGUCCUGACGGGCCUAACUGGGCAGUUAAAGUGGCCAAUUUUUGCAUUGUUAUUCACCUACUGGGAGGUUACCAGAUGUACAGCCAGACAGUUUUUUCAUGUGUGGAGGGAUCACUCCGCAAUUUUUUCCCCAGCAACGGAUUCAUAAAUAAUUCCCACCAUGUCAAUAUCCAGUUCUUGCCGCCUAUUAGAACUACUUUGCUGAGAUUAAGCUUCAGAACUCUAUUCGUGGCCGUGACAAUUGUGGUUGCAAUAAUAUUUCCAGAGAUUAAGAUUUUUAAUGGGGUACUGGGAGUGGUGGGUUCCAUCAGCUUCUGGCUCCUCGCGGUCUACUUUCCGGUGAAUAUUUACCUUGUGCAGAAGAAGGUAGAAGCCUGGACCAGAAAAUGGGUUGUGCUUUCGAGUUUCAGCUGUGCAAUGUUUCUUGUGUGCUUGUUUACUCUUGUUGGAUCAGUGGCAGCAGGGCUGUGAAUUUUUUUUAAACUUUUCUUGCUGUGGUAAAUGGAGUCAUUGAAGUAAUAGAGAAAUUCUUUGGAGACGAGUAAUCAUUGAGAUUCUGUACUGGGUUUAGAUGGGUUGUCUCAGGAUGGUAAAGGAUGUCAAUUGUACUUUGUUGUGCAUAGGGAAAUUCUUUCUAGAGGAGCAUUCGUUGAUUUUCUGUGCUGGGUUCAGAUGAGUUGUCUCAGGAUGGAAGAAUUGAUUGUGUACUCAACAGACGAAGCAAUUUGUACAAACAAAACAAUACUAAUAAAAUCAAAGAAGAUACUAUUG